Messenger RNA from Leopardus geoffroyi (Geoffroy's cat), 1522 nucleotides. It is a transcript of the gene CB3H15orf40, whose product is annotated as chromosome B3 C15orf40 homolog. Gene Ontology annotation, cellular component: cytoplasm. The coding region runs from base 42 to 434 and encodes 130 amino acids. The transcript is spliced from 4 exons. NCBI's taxonomy places the organism in Eukaryota, Metazoa, Chordata, Mammalia, Carnivora, Felidae. The record is from RefSeq and is a predicted model, not a curated record.
CUUCCGGCGCCGCUCCGCCUCCGCCCGGCUUCCCCGCGGGGAUGCUGCGGCUGGGCCGCGGGCUGAGGCGGCUCGGGUCGGGACGCGGGGCUGGAGACUCCGGCCGGCUCCCUUUAAGUGCGGAGAUGCCCAAGAAAGCUGGUGCGACGAACAAGGGUAAAAGCCAGACCAAGGAGCCAGAGACACCACUUCCUCCCUUAGGUCCUGUGGCAGUUGAUCCUAAAGGUUGUGUCACCGUAGCCAUCCAUGCCAAACCUGGUUCCAAACAAAACGCUGUAACAGACUUGACACCUGAAGCUGUGAGUGUGGCCAUUGCUGCGCCUCCGUCGGAAGGAGAGGCUAAUGCCGAGCUCUGUCGCUAUCUUUCCAAGGUCUUAGAACUCCGCAAGAGCGAUGUGGUUUUGGAGAAGAAAUCCCAUUUAGUUGGUGAUUGAAAAUGGAAUUGGGCUGGAAAAUCAGCAAGGAAUUCAUUUCGAAACAAGAUGCCAAUUUAUUAAUUUGAGUGAAGAACACACCUGCCAAACAGACUGUAUAGUGGGAUCCUCCAGCGAGAACAUUCUGUCACUUUGGGAAGUCUCUUGACGAAGCCAGUCAGCAUCUGAAGAGUGCUUGGAGAGCCUGGGAUCAGAACCAGGGGAGGGAGGAGGGCGGAGCAGGGAGCUCUGACCAUCUGCGGUAGACCCAUUCUGUCUCCUCAGCCCCUCUCCUGGGACAACUCUGGACACUGAUGCUCCCUUUUUCCAGGCUCUGAGAAGACCACCUACUUCUGCCCACGUGGGCUGUCCUCAGACAAUCCUCAGAAUUCAACUGAUACGGUUUUCAGCAUUUUCUAAUCCUUUUCUAGGCGUGUGCCACAGGAUCCAUCUAGUCCCCUUGCUGUUAGAGUCAGCGGGGGAGAACCCCAAACUUGGCAGCAGUUUGUAUAGACUCUGUGGUCACUUCUACAUGAAGCUUCUCCACGAUGUGGCUUUACUGUCACAGUGGCUUUCACGUGGUUUCAGAGCCUUAUGUUUCUCUAGAGAUACCUGGGUGGGUUGGAGAGCCGUGGAGAAUAAGGGAGGGAGUGAUGUCAACGGGACUCCAAGCCUUUAGCCCUCUUCCAAAGCUGUGCUGUCAGUGUGGCGGCUGCUAGGCACAUGUGGUUACUGAGCACUUGAAAUGUGGCUGAUCAGUUGUUUUUUUUUAACGAAAGCAUCACGGAAAUAAAGGCCACGUUGGAAACACAAAAAAGGUUGAAAAUACGGCAUAGAAUUUGGGGGGCAGGAUAGAAGGAGGUGAGCAAAGAAAGGAAAAUGUCAGAUCUAGAAGUCAGGAAGGGGCAGUCAACAGACAUAACUGCGGUCCUGAAAAAGAACCCCCCCCCCCCAAAAUGGAGCAGAACAAAGAUUUCAAGAUAAAAUGAAGAAAAUAUUGAAAAAAUAAAAUAUGAAUUUAAGGAAUAAAAGGUGCAGUGUCCCAGGGGAAAUACGGACAAAUGGUUGACAAGGAGAUACAACCUAGUAAUGUUCUCUGACUUCAAAAA